GUCCGCAUUCCCUGUGCCAUUACAGACUAUAUAGCCGUCGUGUGGCCGAACUGAGGUCCCGAUAUGGAGGGCAAACUGCCUCGGAGGAGGCAUGCCCAGCCAUCCUUUCACACUAUCUAUUUCAGAGAUGGAAUCCUCUCUCUUCCUGGCUAUGCGUUUGAGAAGGCCGUCCGAUGGGAAGACACUGGCUCCCAUACACAACUCGCAGAGGGUAGCAGUUUGAAAGACGGAUCGCCCGUACUCGCCAAGAUUGCUCCGGCGCACACGAACGCGUCUGUAUGUUUAGAGAGAGAGGCCCACAUACUCGGUGAAAUACAAACGCACACAGAGGCGUUCAACAUGUCGAUCAGGAUGAUAGACUUCUUCACCCUCCCCCGCACGAACGGCGACUGCGUCGUUCUUCUCCUCUCUCACCCUGGCCCCAAUCUUCUUGGUCGAUACCUCCCGCGGUCGAAAGUAAACGACCUUUUGCUGGCGGAGCAUGUGCAUGUGAAGAGGCCGCUACCUUCGGAGGAGAUCUACAUGGACAUAGACGAGUUAGAGGUCGAACAGGCGGACACGAUGGACUUGGCGACGUUUCUUGAGUUCGCCAUUCAAGCCACAUAUUGUCUAGAACAGAUCCAUCGAUUGAGCAUUAUACACCGCGAGGUCCGCGCAAACGCCUUUCACAUAAACUCACACUCCGGCGUCGUCCGUCUUGUUCACUUUGGCAACCGGUCAGAAUCGCUCGAACGCUAUGGUGGCCCGACAUCGCUCGUAUUACGGUCGGACACGUACGAGGAGGCGGACAAGGAGAAGGUGAAAGAGGUGUUGUGUUAUCUCGCCCCCGAGCAGACGGGCUCUGUCGAGACGAACACGGAGGACCAUCGGACGGACUUGUAUUCGCUGGGUAUUUUGUUUUGGACAUUGUUGGUGGGAAGGGGGAUGAUGCCAUUCCAGGGCCAAGCAUUGGAGAUUCUUCACUCGGUGGCGCAGAAGAGAGCGAUGCCGGUGCAUGAGGUUAGGAGGGAUAUUCCACAGGUGCUGGCGGAGAUCAUCGAGAAGCUCCUGAACAAGAACGCGGACCAGAGGUAUCAGAGCGCGUAUGGGCUCAAGGCUGACUUGCUUGAAUGCCAGCUCCGUCUGCUCAACGCAGUUUCAUCGUCGAAGGACGACUCGGUCGAGCUCAUCCCAUCUUUCGAGAUCGCCAGUAAAGAUCGCUAUGUGGUAUUCACCAUUCCUAAUGCCCUAUUUGGCCGAGAGAAAGAAAUUGAAAUGAUCCGCAAAGUGAUCCGCCACAGCUACUCGCACUACACCGUAGGCGACAAAGGCAUCGCGAUCUCCUCAUCCUCCGGCUCGCACAAGACCACCGCGUCCGCCGCGGGUGACAAUCCCGAAACGAGUAACCGGAGCAAUCCAUCGUCGAGGAGCGCGUCGCCUGCGCGGGCCGGUGGUGGUGACAAUAAUUCUGUCACGAUGGGCACUGCGAGCGAUGUGGCACCCAGCGUGGGACCGACUGUGGGGUCGGGAACGGGGACGGUCGGCCCUGGACAGGAAACUUUAGGGGUGUCGAGUGUUGGGUCGCCGGUUGCUUCGAUGACGGAUGGGUUGAGGAGGAUCGCGCUUCAGCCAUCGCAGAGGAGGUCGAUACGUGCGCAUGCGAUUUGCAUCGUUGGACCUGCUGGGGCGGGGAAGAGUUCACUUGUGCUUUCGCAACAGCCAAAAUGGAGACAGACCGGUCUCUUCGCUCAUGCAAAGUUUCAGGCGUCUGUGUCCUCUCCGUUUGCCGCUUUGUUCUCGUGUCUUUCUUCUGCCCUUCGUCAACUCAUGGCCUUCCAAUCCGACCUUCACCGCUUCGUUGAUGCCCUCCGUACAAGACUCGGUCCUCAAAUCCGUAUUCUUCCCCUCCUUUACGCAGGUGCACCCGAGCUUGAGGACAUCAUGAACCUGUUCCAAAUCACGAUCGACACUCCGCAGGAAGCACUGUCCACCCCCGAGCUGAGAGCAAGAUUCAACUCGUUGGCCGAGAACGUGAUUGGGGCCUUGGCGGAUACGAGGAUGUUCGCGCUGUUUUUGGACGAUUUGCAUGAGGCGGAUGAAUCGUCGAUGGACCUGAUUAAUACCCUUGCGCAUUCGAAGAGUCGCAUUCUCAUCUUCGCCACACUCCGAGAGGACAAACCAGAAACCCUCGAGCGCGUUCGAGGCAUUUUCACCGGUCGAUCAAAAGCGACAUGGAUCCAGCUCAGCCCCUUACCUUAUUCUGCGAUCGCUGGUCUCGUCAGUCGCACGCUUCACAGAAGGAAAGAAGAUGCGGCGCCGCUAUCGAGAUUGAUCCAUGCAGCCUCUGGGGGCAAUGCGUUCUCAGCUCGAAGUAUCCUUACAAGGCUACAAAGGCAGAAUAUGAUCAAGUUCAAUUACGACCAUAAUGAGUGGCAAUACGAUAUGACCGACAUUGAGGGCGCCCUCGUCAUGAACGAAGUCGCCGACCCAAACGACUUGACCUUCCUCAUUGCCCAUCUCAAACAACUCCCCGAAGACGGACGACGGUACAUCAUCUGGGCUUCAUUCUUUGGCGCAACUUUUAAGGUGACGGACGUUGCGCUCGUCAUGGAAAAGGACGACGUUUCUUCUGGCAGUGAGGCGGAGGACGACGACGACUGGAGUGUGACCGAGGUAGCGUCGCAUUUGAAGGACAGGGAGAGAGAGAAGGGGAAGGAGACCUCGAAUCGGGGCUCUAUGAAGGGUAUGCAGGUCGCUAUUGCGGAGGGAUGGAUCGUGAACAGGGGGAGGGAUGAGUGUAGUUUUGCACAUGAUAGGUAUAGGCAAGCGGCUGAGGCUGAGGCCGCGACCAUCCCUGAAGGUAACCUCGCGAAGAUGUCGUUCAGGAUCAUCUCCGUGAUGCUUCACGAACAAAAUCCAGACAUGUUCAAGAUCGCGGAGCGCGCACAACGAUGUCUGCCUCUUCUCCGAGAGCACGGGAGGCGCGAAGAAUUGGUAGCGUUGCUCAUCGACGCCGGACAGUCUGCGUGGGCGAAGGGUGCGCAUGAGAUUGCGUACCAGGCCUUCAUCAAUGCACGAGCCCUGUUGGAGGGUGAACUGUGGGAGUCUAACAAGGCUCGCGCGUUCAACAUGCUGUCUAAACUAGCAGAACUUUCUACGUGGAGAAGCAGCUACGAUGAAUCGGACGCCUUCAUCAACGAGUGCUACGACCACGCCGAAGACAUCGAACUCAAGGCCAAUCUUCUCCGUCUUCGUUCCCGCAACCAGUUCAUGCGAAACAAGUUCUCCGACGCCCUAUCGUAUACGUUACAGGCGCUGAGAUUGCUUGGGGUUGAGAUGAUGGCAAAUCCGACAAUGGAAAUGGCAGACGCGAUGUUUGAGGAGGUGAAGAACGAGAUGUUGGCCGUCGGAUUUGAUGCGGUCUUGAGGAUCCCAAGAGCGACGGAUCCGAAGAUGGAUCUGGCUGUGAGCUUGCUCAGUGAGGCCGCACUUCAUGCUUACUGGAAUACGAGCGGUGCCUUCACCAAUGUCAUUGGCUUGAAGACGGUGCAACUUGCGCUUCGCCAUGGUAUAUCUCCCGGGACUGGCCUGGGUUUGUUUUUCGUUUUGGAAGCUGCCGAGAGACGACAACUAUGCCGUUUUGCUGUGGACCUAGGACAAAUAGCUUUGAAGUUGUCUGAUAUGUAUGGGACGAGUGUUGAGAAGGGUCGCUCAUUAGUGUUGUACUCGACCAUGGUCGUUGGAUAUGAGAACUCGCAUAUUCGAACGAACAUCCCACGGUUGGAGCAAGCCGUUAAACAUGCAGCCAGUGCAGGGGAUCGGACAUUCGCCGCCUUCUCAAGCCUGCAUACGAUUGUCACGAAAAUUUCUCUGUCUGUGCACACGGACGAGCUACUUGUGGCGGCGGAAGACAGCCUCAAUGAUAUCAACCUCUGGGUGCCGAAAUCUGACACCGUUAUUCUGAGCAAGGGCCUCCUCUGUUGUAUCAGGGCUCUGGGUGGGUACACGCUCGCCACAUCGGCCGAUAACAUCUACCAAACAGAUACAUUCGAUGAGACACAAUACCUUUCCAGUGCACUCCCCCUAACCGACAAUCAAACCAUGGUCAUGAACUGGUUCAAUUCGUACAAGGUCGUAGCCUUGUUUAGCUUGGGUUUCACAACUGAAGCGGCGGAGCUUGGCUUUUCUGUGUACGAGACUCGACAUUCCCAUCCAAACCAUCGCCACACUCGGUUUGCGAUGUUCUUCCACAGUCUGGCCAUGAUCGCAUGUAUACGCAGAGGCCAAUGUCCACAUACUACGCGAUAUUUCAGCCAAAUAUCUCUGAACCAGGCGUUUCUUCGGACCUGGUCUGUCUCAAGUCCGAUCAAUACCAGCCAUUGGGUCACACUGGUGGACGCUGAACUCUCGUCUCUCGAAAACGGCAUGGAAGCUCUCCGUUUGUACGACGAGGCCGUCAAACUCUGUACCAAUAACGACUGGCUGCUGGAGGAAGGGUGGGCUCUCUGGCUGGAGGGCGCACAUUUGCUACGAUGUGGCGUAGACGGACUCGGGGGCGAUCUGAUGCGGAGGGGAAUCAGCCGUCAGAAUCACUGGGGCGCCCGAGGUAUUGCCAACUAUCUCACUUCUAUGGUGGACUAUCGACACAAGUCCCUCAAGCGGAACCUAUUUUCCUCCAGCGUUGGAGUGCAGACAGACGCAGCUUUGGUCACUGUGGCAGCAGAGUCAGGAACACAGUAUGAAGGGGCUAUUCUGACGCAUGCCCCCGAGGAGGAUGACGGUCUGCUGUUGCCAGCCUCAGAUCUAUCUAAUGUGUUGAAGUGGUCGAAGGACAUCGCCUCGGAUAUACAUUUAUCUUCAGCUCUGCAACGUCUGACGGAAAUCGCAACGGAGCAAUCCGGGGCCCAAGUCGCAUCUCUAGUCGUAUCCGGAGAAGCAGGAGAGUACAACAUGGCCACAAGCAUCCUGACGCCAGAGCCCUGCCGAACAUACGAGAAACCUGUUUCGAUUCGAAAUAUUCCUGAUCCCCUGCAGAGAGCUAUCAUUGAUUAUGCGCUCAAUGGCAAAGAGCGGGUUUUCCUUGAGGAGGUUUCAUCGGACUCACGUUUCGCUUCGGAGGCAGAGGAGAGCCCGUACACAUCGGUCAUAUGCUUGCCUCUGUUCUCAAAUCGUGGUCAGACCUUAGGCGCUCUAUACAUGGCAGCGAAAAGCCCCUUCGCAUCGAAGACAUACACAGUCAUGACCUUGCUGGUGCAGCAGGCGAGCAUUAGUAUAGCGAACGCUUUGCUGUUCCGGUCUGUGCAAUCAGGUACGAGGGAAAAUUUGAAGAUGAUACAGACGCAGAGGGAAGCUCUGGAGGCUGCGAGGAGGAGUCGAGAGGAAGCGUUGCAAGCCACAAAGAUCAAGAGCUCUUUUCUUGCCUCAAUGAGCCACGAGCUCAGGACUCCAUUUUCCUCUUUCUACGGUUUACUGGACAUAUUAUGGGGGACGGAGCUCAAUGUAGGGCAGCGUGAGCUAGUGCAAACGGCCAAACAGAGCUGUGAGCUCUUGCUCAAGAUCAUUGAUUCCAUACUGGACUACAGCAAACUCGAAGCAUCAGCCCUCAAGCUAGAAAAUUCCGGUUUCGCUGUUGAAGGCCUAAUCGCAGACUGCAUGGAACUUUUGUUGCCUCAGGCUGCCCAUAACGGUCUUGAUCUGGCGUUCGACAUUGCACCGGAUGUUCCAGCUUGGGUGGAGGCGGAUUAUGCACGUAUCCGCCAAGUGCUCAUGAACCUCAUCGGUAACGCUGUGAAGUUCACACAAGACGGAGGAUCUGUCAAAGUGACUUGCGUCAUGGACAAAACACCAACUGGCCCCGAUGGAAAGCGCUCUUCGGUGGAGCUGAAGUUCGUCAUUCAAGAUACUGGUAUUGGCCUUUCGCCUAGCGAUGUUGAACUCCUCUUCAUACCUUUCCAGCAAGCCGACAAUUCUUCCACAAGACGGUAUGGGGGUACAGGGCUUGGGCUCUCUAUAUGUCGGUCGCUAGUCAUGCUCAUGGGUGGCGACAUUGGGGUAAAAUCGGAGCUCGGGAAAGGGUCUACCUUUUAUUUCCAUGUCCCGGUUGCUCUUUUCGAGUCUCGAGAAUCUCGUAAAGCAAUGUCCGAUCUUGCUCUUCUUCGAGCUCGACUACUCAGGCCACAGCCACCUCGCAUUGUCAUCAAUUCCCCUUCAGAUACUACGUUGUCUCUGCUCAGGACGAUGCUCGAAGGCUUCGAUGUAACGGCGGUCUCCACGACUGGCGAGCUCAUGAAUGCCAUCCACACCUUCGGUCAAUCUCUCUCCUACAUCAUCAUCGAUCAUCAAUCCGAAACCCAUGCGGAUGAUAUGGCCCGUCAGACCCUCCCAAAUACGAAGGUCAUCCACUUGUAUACGCCUGUAGCGGAGGGAGUGACGGGGCAUGCGAUGAUGAGGGAUAAUGUUCCUGGCGUCAUGCGUUUGACGAAGCCUCCUCGUACAGUUCGGAUAUUGCACGCCUUGGCCAGCCUUAGUAACAUGCCUCCGGAGCUUUACGCCAACAUCACUAAUGAGCCAUCGCCUGCUUCUGAAGAACUACCGCCACCGCAGAGAAUGCUGUUCGGAAAUGUGCUGGUAGCGGAAGACAACCCUAUAGCUCGCCAGCUACUCAGAAAGCAGCUGGAGAACUACGAUCUCAAGGUGGUUGCUGCCUCAAAUGGUCAGGAAGCAGUGUCUAUGUGGGAAUCGCACGAGCCUGGGUUCUUCAGUGUCGCAUUGUUCGAUCAUCAUAUGCCAGUAUGCGACGGUGUGGAGGCUGCGAAGAGAGUACGAGAACUUGAAUCUCGUCGAGAGUUGACAGUUCGAUUACCAAUUGUUGCCCUCAGUGCUGAUUGUCAGGAAUCAACGAAGAGAUUAUGUCUAAGUGCAGGCAUGGACGCUUUUCUAAGCAAACCUUUGCGGAAAGCCGACCAACUAUUGUUGCUCUCCUUGUUCAACGCCUCUAUAGUGCAUACGCCCGGUCCCCAAUAACACCUUGCAUCUUACUGGAUUUUCCCUGCCUCCGGGCCACCAACUAUACACGCAACGACUACUUACCUUAUUGACCAUCUUCCCUUCUCUACCAUCUGCGCAUGACAAUGUUGUAUCCUUAUGUUGCGGUUUCCGCAUCACGAGCUGUGAUGAUACCAAUAUCUCCGUCGUCCUCUCAUAUAUUUCUGCUGCUCGCUAUCUACCAUGUUUUUCGAGUUCUCGUUACCGUGAUGUUCUACAGCUCGCCGCUCGCCAUCCAUUUUUUUUACGGCUCCCUCACCGC
Molecule: messenger RNA, 7285 nt
Organism: Stereum hirsutum FP-91666 SS1
Lineage: Eukaryota; Fungi; Basidiomycota; Agaricomycetes; Russulales; Stereaceae
Product: histidine kinase
Exons: 54
Coding region: 64-7002 (2312 amino acids)
Biological process (GO): protein phosphorylation; phosphorelay signal transduction system
Molecular function (GO): phosphorelay sensor kinase activity; protein binding; ATP binding
Source: RefSeq, a predicted model, not a curated record